CUAGCCACCGCCCAAACGAUGGGGACCACACCUGAAGUGCAUCCAAAGCUAUCAACCUGGAAAUGCACAAAAGCUGGUGGAUGCAAGAUUUUGGACACUUCAAUUGUCAUUGAUUCUUUGAGACACAAGGUCCACCCGAAAUCUGAUUCGAGUGGGACUUCAAGCUGCGGCGAUCGAAAUAACCCGCUCAACCUAACGGUGUGUCCGGACAAAGCGACAUGCGCCCAGAACUGCGUCAUCGAAGGCAUUCAGGAUUAUUCAACACAAGCAGUCUUUACUGAUGGUGGAAAGCUCCGUCUAAGUAUGUUCAACCCAAGCGGCGAGUAUAUGAGCCCCAGGGUGUACUUGCUAGGCGAAGACAAAGAAAAUUAUGAGAUGUUGCAACUGAAUGGCCAGGAGUUUUCAUUCGACGUUGACAUGUCAAAGCUCCCGUGUGGUAUGAACAGCGCCUUGUAUCUUAAUGAGAUGAAGGCCGAUGGUGGACGUUCGAAAUUGAACCCCACAGGUGCCAAUAUGGGGUGGGGAUACUGUGAUGCACAGUGUUCUGUCAAGCCAUUCCUAGACGGUGAAGCCAACAUCGACAAGGAAGGCGCAUGCUGCAACGAAAUGGACAUUUGGGAGGCUAACAGUCGGGCAAACCAGAUUGCACCCCAUGUGUGCGCCAAAGAAGGUGUGAUUAGAUGCACUGGCGACGAUUGCGGCGUAGCUGGUGUUUGUGGAAAAACUGGCUGUGGAGACAAUGCUUACAACUUCCGAAACUCCAAGGACUUCUAUGGACCUGGUCUCAAAGUUGAUACAACUAGGCCUUUUACUGUUGUUACUCAAUUCCCACAGAAGUACAGUGUUCUCCAAGCUAUUAUUCGAAAAUAUGUUCAGGAUGGUGUCGUUAUCGAGAACGCUAUGUCAAACACUACUAUGGAUCAAGUCUGGUGCUCGGCUCAGGCUCGUGCUAGGGAAUACAACAAAUUCGGUGGCCACAAGACUAUGGGCGACGCUCUUGCCCGUGGAAUGGUCCUUACUUUCAGUUUAUGGUGGGACAAGAACGGGGGGAUGCAGUGGCUUGAUGGUGGGCUAAAUGGACCUUGCAGCCCUGCGGAGGAUUUUCCUGAUGCUAUUCAGCAGAAGGUGACGAACCCCACUGUCACUUUUAGCCAAAUUAAAUGGGGCGAGAUCGGCUCAACAUUUGGAACAAACCAGACUUUACAGUCGUAG
Bipolaris maydis ATCC 48331 is the source of this 1212-nucleotide messenger RNA. RefSeq names its product glycoside hydrolase. NCBI's taxonomy places the organism in Eukaryota, Fungi, Ascomycota, Dothideomycetes, Pleosporales, Pleosporaceae. Gene Ontology annotation, molecular function: hydrolase activity, hydrolyzing O-glycosyl compounds. The record is from RefSeq and is a predicted model, not a curated record. Gene Ontology annotation, biological process: carbohydrate metabolic process.